Molecule: messenger RNA, 2845 nt
Organism: Vigna radiata var. radiata (mung bean)
Lineage: Eukaryota; Viridiplantae; Streptophyta; Magnoliopsida; Fabales; Fabaceae
Product: serine/threonine-protein kinase BLUS1
Exons: 19
Coding region: 308-2419 (703 amino acids)
Biological process (GO): protein phosphorylation
Molecular function (GO): protein kinase activity; ATP binding; protein serine/threonine kinase activator activity
Source: RefSeq, a predicted model, not a curated record
GGUCCCAUUGGAAGAGUCGGAAGAAGCGGAGAGGAGAGAGAGGACGAGGAAGAAGGAACAUGUCAGGCGUUAGAAAUGGGCGUUGUUGUUUUGUUGGUGUGCCCACCCUUCACCGUCAUUCUUCUCUACUCUUAAGUCUUUACUUCUCUUCACCACUCUAAUAAUCUACUUCUUAUUCUUAUUAUUGGUAUUGAUAUUCCUUAUUAUUCAUACUCCAUACUCUCUUCUACUCUUUUCAAUUCAAUUGAUGUGGGUCAACGAGAGCUGAGGGUCAAUUUAGGUCUUCCUUCACUUAAUUCAGUUUCAAAUGGGGAGCAGAAGCUACUCCGCCAAUCCCGCCGAUUACAAGCUUCUAGAAGAAGUUGGUUACGGUGCUAGCGCCACCGUCUACCGGGCAAUCUACCUUCCCUACAACGAGGAGGUCGCCGUCAAGUGUCUGGAUCUGGAUCGAUGCAACAGCAAUCUCGACGAUAUAAGGAGGGAGGCGCAGACCAUGAGUCUCAUCGAGCAUCCCAACGUGGUCAGGGCCUUCUGCUCCUUCGUCGUAGACCGCAGUCUGUGGGUGGUCAUGGGAUUCAUGGCGCAGGGCUCCUGCUUGCACCUCAUGAAGGCGGCUUAUCCAGAAGGAUUCGAAGAGGCAGCCAUCGGAUCUAUUCUCAAGGAGACUCUCAAGGCGCUCGAGUACCUCCACCGACAUGGACACAUUCACCGCGAUGUUAAGGCCGGGAAUAUUCUUCUCGAUUCCAACGGUCAGGUCAAGCUCGCCGACUUUGGAGUUUCCGCUUGCAUGUUCGACACGGGCGACCGCCAGCGUUCCAGGAAUACCUUCGUCGGAACUCCCUGCUGGAUGGCGCCGGAGGUGCUGCAGCCUGGAACCGGUUAUAAUUUCAAAGCGGAUAUUUGGUCUUUUGGAAUCACGGCGUUGGAGUUGGCCCAUGGUCACGCACCUUUCUCCAAGUAUCCUCCCAUGAAGGUUCUUUUGAUGACAAUUCAGAAUGCUCCUCCGGGGCUUGAUUAUGAUCGUGACAGAAAGUUCUCCAAGUCUUUUAAGGAAAUGGUUGCUAUGUGCCUGGUAAAAGAUCAAACAAAGAGGCCAUCCGUGGAGAAGUUGCUCAAACACUCCUUCUUCAGACAAGCUAAGCCUCCGGAGCUUUCUGUUAAGAAAUUAUUUGCUGAUUUACCACCUCUGUGGAACCGUGUCAAAUCCCUCCAGCUUAAAGAUGCAGCUCAGCUAGCACUAAAGAAAAUGCCUUCUGCAGAACAAGAAGCUAUAUCUCAAAGUGAAUAUCAUCGGGGAGUUAGUGCGUGGAACUUCGAUAUUGAUGAUUUGAAAGCUCAAGCUGCAUUGAUGCAGGACGAUGAUGAUAUUGCAGAGAUGAGGGAAGAAGAUGAAAACAAAUUCUUCAGCUCUUACAAGGGUAUAAGUGAUUUCCAGUUUUCUAUGGACAAAAAGAAUUCAAAUAACUUGCAACAAGAUGAGUUUGCAGUACAAGUAGGUAGUAACGACAUACCACAGAGUGAGAAGAGAAAUGGAUCAGUGGCUGAAGCAACAUCUUCUACUCUAGAGAAUGAUACCGGAACAAGCAAGAUUAAAUCACAAUCAGUGAAACUUGGUAAAACCCAAAGUGGACCCCUGGUGCCAGGAUCAGUGCUUGGUCAUUCUUUAUCUGAAAAAGGGCGUGCAUUUGAAAGGUUUGAGAAUGAAAAUCAGUUGUCAGGUGAGAAAAGUAAUCGUGAUAUUCGACGAGCUCCAAGCUUUAGUGGUCCAUUAAUGCUUCCAAACCGAGCUUCAGCAAAUAGUUUAUCAGCACCAAUAAAAUCUUCUGGAGGAUUCAGAGAUUCCUUGGAUGAUAAGUCUAAUAAGGCCAAUCUAGUGCAAAUUAAAGGACGGUUUUCAGUGACAUCAGAAAAUUUAGAUCUGGUGAAGGAUAUUCCUGUAAGUUCAGUUUCUCGCCGAUCGUCACAGGGGUCUCCAAUGAGGAAAUCUGCCAGUGUUGGUGAUUGGAUGGUGGAUUACAAACAAAUGCCAAUUGGUCAGUCCUCCAAUGAUUCUGCCAAUAUCAAUAUUCCUGCAUCAUUUCUAGUGCCUCAUCUUCAUAAUCUUUUCCAGCAAACAUCUAUUCAACAGGAUCUUAUAAUGAAUAUGUUGAAUGGCUUGCAAUCCGCAGAGGCAAAUGAUGCUUCUCAGAAUGGAAAGUUGCCACCAUUGCCUCGCAAUUCAGAAAACAAUGGAAGUGUUGAUACAGCAGUUUCAGAGAGGGAACAGGUGCUGCUAGCCAAAAUUUCAGAACUUCAAUCUCGGAUGAUUAAUUUGACUGAUGAACUAACUUAUGAGAAAUUAAGAUACGUGCAGUUACAACAACAGCUAGCUGCUGUCUACAGCCAAGAACAAAAUGGGGAAAGAGAGGAAUAUGCAUGAAGGUUGAUAAUUAUGAUCCUCUUUGAUGAAGUACAUGUAGGUGUACAUGUACAUCCAGGCGAGUGAUCAAUCAUGCUUUGGACUCCCAUUCUCUCUUUACUGAAGGAGAAAUAGUCCUUGGUAAGUGUCAUAUAUAUUUCUGAUCCAGCCUUCCUUGUGUUCAAUAAGCCUUUGUGACUAUCUAAGCCCAGCUAGUGCAAAUGAUAUGUCAUAGUCAAUCUCAUUAUUUAUUUCAUUUAAAAAUUCAGAUGUAAAUAAGCUUCUCUGCUGUAUCCUUCUGCAACGUGCCAUGUUUGCAGAUUAAUCCGGAAUUCUCGUGAUAACUGAUAAGAAAGUUGUGGGGACCACCCCGUGGCAGAAAUAACAUCCCUAUAUAUUGAACUCUUUUUAUUAUUAUCCUUAAUCUAUAUCGGAUUUGAACUUGUA